AUGUCGAGCUUGGCCCGGCGAAAGGGCAGAACAUGUUUGGCGGAUGUGCCAAGGGCGGAUGUCGGUUUGCUGCUGCUGCUGCUGCUGCUGCUGUUGCGCCUGCGGCGCCUCAGCGCUGCCUCCGCGAGGCUUGCGGAGCAUCAGGUCAUCGAGUUGGACCGGGAGCAAGCUGUGGAGUUGCCCGCCAUUUUGGCGCGCCUGAACCGCGAGUUGGCCUACACUCACUCGCGCAAAGCAGCGGUUGAGAGAGGCCGUGGAAGCGACGGCUUUGGGCCGCUGGGGGCAAAGGUGUCGCUGAGCCUGGCGCUAGCGACCUUCUCCCAGGCCAUGCGCAAGCGCCAGGAGGUCCUGCACUCGCCAGAAGCCUACCAUGGAUGGCUGCAGGACUUGAUCGGCAGAUUGGAGGCACACUUGGACGAGUUGCAGCCGCCUGCGAACUCGGUGGCGGAGCCAGGGCCACGCGGCGACGCUGAGCCCAUUGCCGCACCUGUGCCAAUGGGGCUCUCACAGGACCGGCUGCUGGAGGCCGCUGGCUUUACGGUGGUGCACGAGGCCGGCGGCGCCAAGCAGGCGGAUUUGUCCGCGCCGGCCCGUCUCACGCAGGAGGAAGAGCUCCAGCUGCGAAGGGACAGCCGCCAGGCUUGGCGAUCCUGUGUGGACGAGCUGCAGGGAAAGCUGGCGACUCGAUCAGGAGCUGCGCGGCUUUGGCAGCAGCGCCAGGAUUGCGCCACGCGUGUUGCAAGGAGCGGGUGCGACUCCUCGCCCCUCUCCGCCGAACUGGCGGCAGAAGAGCUGCAGGCCUGGGGCGACUUGCCGCCUGCUGAGGAAGGCGUGGCGCGGGCGCGCCGCUGGCGGCCCUCGCAGGCUCAGCAGGAGCUCAUGCAGGCUCUGAGCCUCCGCCUGGGCGGCGAGCGCCCAGAGGACGUGGUGCUGGAAGGGCUCAUGAACACCAGCCCCAGGGACAUGGCUCCGGCGACGCCCCUGGAGGUGAUUCAGAGCGUCUUCAUGCGGGGGAAGCGGCCCAUGGCUACUCCCAAGUCGCUCCGCUGGCCGGGCACGGAGGUGGGGCUUUAG
Molecule: messenger RNA, 1074 nt
Organism: Effrenium voratum
Lineage: Eukaryota; Dinophyceae; Suessiales; Symbiodiniaceae
Source: the annotation of a GenBank genome assembly